AUGGACGAAGACGGCUCGUUGCUUGAGGCUGUCGGGAUCACCAAGGAGCAGCCACUUCAGGAGAGGCUCCACGGAUUAAUCAACAAAGCUCCGGUCAUGCUCUUCAUGAAGGGCACACCAGACGAGCCCCGCUGCGGAUUUUCCAGAAAAGUUGUCAGCCUUCUUGCUGAGAACAACGUCCAGUACCUUGGAAGCAUUCCAUCAGAAAUGCUUUGUGCUGGAGCUUGCAGGCAUUUCAGAGUGCAAUCUUGUAAUUUUCCAUAUUGUGCAUAUGUUUAA
Symbiodinium natans is the source of this 279-nucleotide messenger RNA. Lineage: Eukaryota; Dinophyceae; Suessiales; Symbiodiniaceae. The record is from the annotation of a GenBank genome assembly.